This is a messenger RNA of Hyaloscypha bicolor E, 1664 nucleotides long. RefSeq names its product putative polyamine transporter. Gene Ontology annotation, molecular function: transmembrane transporter activity. The coding region runs from base 1 to 1530 and encodes 509 amino acids. Lineage: Eukaryota; Fungi; Ascomycota; Leotiomycetes; Helotiales; Hyaloscyphaceae. The transcript is spliced from 6 exons. The record is from RefSeq and is a predicted model, not a curated record. Gene Ontology annotation, biological process: transmembrane transport.
AUGUCGAAAACAGCAGACGUCAAGCCCAGCGAGCAGCCGAAGGUGCUGAAGAAACACGUACAGGAGCUCUCAGACAUUGAGCUCGUGGAGGACAAACGAUCAAAGAAGGGACUCCUGCUACGUCCCCAGCCUUCCAAUGACCCUAAUGAUCCUCUCAAUUGGCCAUAUUUGGAAAAGUAUUCCACAUAUCUCACCAUCUGCUUCUUUGCGUUUUUAGGAUUGGUCAACAGCAGUAAUUUUACCGUGUCGAUUGUACCAGUCGCUGCAGAAUUCCAUACAACCACGACGAGAGCGGGCUAUCUCACCUCUAUCCAGCUCUUAUUCAUGGGUCUUGGAAACCUCUUCUGGAUGCCGAUGAUGCGCAUCAUUGGGAAGAGGCCAGUAUAUCUAGCAUCUCUUCUGCUUUUGGUUGCUACCAACAUCUGGGGAUAUUUUUCGCACUCGUACGGCAGCCUAUUGGCAAGUAGGCUCUCAGGCGGCUUUUUCUCUGCUGCUGCCGAUGCCACAGUCCCAAGUGUCGUUGCGGACUUGUUUUACUUCCACGAAAGAGGGCAUUGCAUGAUGAUGUUCCAUACAGCGAUAAGUGGCGGCGUGUUCCUCGGCCCGUUGAUAAAUGCGUACAUCGUACAAUAUGCAGGAUGGAGGUGGAUGUGUGGCUUCAUGGCCAUCGCUGCCUCCGCUACGUUUGUUGUAGGAUUCUUCACCAUACAUGAGACCGCGUACAAUCGAGAGAUCGUCAACUUCAAUCUUCCCAAAUCGGAGUAUGCUCCGAAAAGGAAUUGGUUUGCAGGCUUGUCCCUCACGUCUGGCUAUGAUUCUCAAGCUUCGUUUUGGGGAUGGCUAGGUAACACACUAGUGUUGCUUGCAUAUCCGCCAGUGGUGUUCGUCGGACUGACGAUUGGUGUAUUUGUUGGGUGGAACAUCUCAAUUCAACUGACCUCUUCUCGGACAUUUACCGCAGCUCCAUAUCAUUGGAAGAUACACAGUCUUGGUCUCCUCUCAACCGCAGGCUUUAUCGGUGCUGUAAUCUCGUUCUUUAUCGGCGGAAAAUUGAUCGACUUCGUUGCAACUCGGAUGACUGCUCGGAAAGGUGGGCACGCUGAGCCCGAAUACCGCCUUCCUGCAAUGGCCAUCCCUGCAAUUGUAGGGCCUAUAGGAGUCCUAACUUUUGGGCUGGUGAUUGCUAACAAGAAGAGUUAUUGGGGUGCUGCAGUUGGCUUUGCGAUGUUGGGCUUUGGAUUGACGGCAGCUAGCAACGUAGUUGCUACUUACGCUGUAGAUGCUUAUCGUCCUAUCUCCGGAGAAGUUCUAGUAAUUGUGUUUGUGGUCCGAAAUGUGAUGGCUUGUAUUCUUUCCUUGUACAUUGCUGAUUGGAUUAGAGUGGAGGGUGUAAAGAAAGCGUUUGGAGAGAUGGUUGCUAUUCAGUAUGCUAUCGUAUCAUUAUCUGUGGUCCUGUACUUCUUUGGGAAAAGAAUUCGUGUCUUCACCGGGCGAUUUGGCCCGAUGAAGAAAGUAUUGCGAGGCAAUUAGUUUUUAUGUGUCAAGCAAGUUGAAUAUGGCUGUUAUGUAGUGAGCAAAGGUUUGCGGAUUCAACGGAACUCCAGGAAGGAGUCUGAAUGUUCCAUAAACUUGUUUCCAUGUGCAUGAUCUCAGAACGAAGAAAU